GUCAGCAGUCAUCUCCUGUACUGUCCACACAGUCCGCAGUCUCUGGUUGUCUCCUGUACUGUCCGCAGUCUCUGGUCAUCCCCUGUACUGCCCGCAGUCUCUGGUCAUCCCCUGUACUGCCCGCAGUCAUCUCCUGUACUGUGUCCGCAGUCUCUGGUCAUCUGUACUAUGUCCACAGUCUCUGGUCAUCUCCAGUACUGUCCACAGUCUCUGGUCAUCUCCUGUACUGUCCGCAGUCUCUGGUCAUCCCCUGUACUGUCCGCAGUCUCUGGUCAUCCCCUGUACUGUCUGCAGUCUCUGGUCAUCCCCUGCACUGUCCGCAGUCUCUGGUCAUCUCCUGUACUGUGUCUGCAGUCUCUGGUCAUCUCCUGUACUAUGUCUGCAAUCUCUGGUCAUCUCCUGUACUAUGUCAGCAGUCUCUGUUCAUUCCCUGCACUGUCUGCAGUCUCUGGUCAUCCCCUGCACUGUCUACAGUCUCUGGUCAUCCCCUGCACUGUCUGCAGUCUCUGGUCAUCCCCUGCACUGUCUGCAGUCUCUGGUCAUUCCCUGCACUGUCUGCAAUCUCUGGUCAUCCCC
Messenger RNA from Staurois parvus, 576 nucleotides. The record is from the annotation of a GenBank genome assembly. NCBI's taxonomy places the organism in Eukaryota, Metazoa, Chordata, Amphibia, Anura, Ranidae.